Messenger RNA from Chrysoperla carnea, 4072 nucleotides. RefSeq names its product FACT complex subunit spt16 (gene dre4). Gene Ontology annotation, biological process: positive regulation of transcription elongation by RNA polymerase II; transcription elongation by RNA polymerase II. The record is from RefSeq and is a predicted model, not a curated record. Gene Ontology annotation, molecular function: nucleosome binding. NCBI's taxonomy places the organism in Eukaryota, Metazoa, Arthropoda, Insecta, Neuroptera, Chrysopidae. The transcript is spliced from 10 exons. Gene Ontology annotation, cellular component: FACT complex. The coding region runs from base 293 to 3706 and encodes 1137 amino acids.
CAGCAUAACUUUAAACAUGGCACCUAUUAUCUUUUACUCAAGGAACAUGGCAUCUUUCUAUUAAAAGACAGAGAGCUACACAAAAUAUACUCGGAUUUGCAUACCAAAAAUAUUACUUCAUAUUUCAUUUUUAGAACCUAAAAAACUCCCAAAUAUUAGCUAACAAACUUUUGUAAUUUUGUUUAUAAUUUAAAAACAUUUUUUAUAAUAAAUUUCAUUCGAAUCUUCAGUGUUUAGUGUUUGUGAAUGUUUCUUUUUUAGUGUCAGUUAAAUUCCCGCCUUCAUUACAAAAAUGGCAAAUAUACAGUUAGAUAAGGAUACAUUUUUUCGUCGUAUGAAAAGAAUUUAUGCGGCGUGGAAAAAUGUUGAAAAUGGAAAUGAUGAAUCAUUUUCUAAAAUGGACUGUUUAGUUACGGCAGUCGGAGUUGAUGAGGAAAUUGUUUAUAGUAAAUCCGCUGCGUUACAGACAUGGCUAUUAGGAUACGAAUUAACAGACACAAUAAUGGUUUUAACCCAUGAAGCUAUAUACUUUUUGGCUAGUAAAAAGAAAAUUGAAUUUUUGCGACAAGUAGAAAAUGCAAAAGACGAAUCAAUACCAUCUGUAAAAUUACUUGUUCGAGAUCGAAAUGAUAAAGAUAAAGAAAAUUUUAAAAAAAUAAUCGCAGCAAUUAAACAAAGUAAAAAUGGGAAAACAUUGGGUGUGUUUUCUAAAGAUAAUUAUCCUGGUGAAUUUAUGGAUGCUUGGCGUGCUGCUAUUAAAGAAGAGAAUUUUGCCACAGUAGAUGUGAGUGCAGCUGCUGCUUAUAUAAUGUGCCCAAAAGAUGAUGCAGAAAUUAUUACUAUAAAAAAAGCCUGUAUGGUCUCAGUCGAUGUUUUUACAAAGUAUUUAAAAGAUCAAAUUAUGGAAAUUAUUGAUUCAGAUAAGAAAGUAAAGCAUAACAAAUUAGCAGAAGGUGUUGAAUCCGCCAUUACCGAUAAAAAGUAUGUAACUGGUGUCGAUACAACUCAAAUUGAUAUGUGUUAUCCAGCAAUUAUACAAAGUGGUGGAAAUUACAAUUUAAAGUUUAGUAUUGUGGCCGAUAAAAAUGUGUUACAUUUUGGAGCUAUUAUUUGUUCACUGGGGGCACGGUACAAGUCGUAUUGUUCGAAUAUCGUUCGAACACUACUCGUAAAUCCAACGCAAACGAUCCAAGAUAAUUAUAAUUAUUUAUUACAAGCGGAAGAAGAGCUAUUGAAGCAACUAACUUCUGGAAAUAAACUCAGUGACGUGUACGAAUCUGUUAUCACAUUUACCAAAAAGGAAAAGCCACAUUUGUUGGAUCAUUUAACAAAAAAUUUUGGUUUUGCAAUGGGUAUUGAAUUUCGGGAAUCAUCACUUUUAAUUGGCCCAAAAACUACGGCCGUAUUAAAAAAAGGAAUGGUGUUUAAUUUAAACAUUGGUCUGUCCAAUCUACAAAAUAAUGAAGCUCAGGAUAAAGAGGGUAAAGUUUAUGCAUUGUUUAUCGGGGAUACAGUUAUGGUAAAUGAUAAUAGUCAACCGGCAUCGAUUUUAACGGUAUCGAAGAAAAAGAUAAAAAAUAUUGGGAUAUUUUUAAAAGAUGAAGAUGAAGAGGAGGAAGAGGAAGUUGAGGAUACGAAAGCAAAAAGUAAAGAGCCAGAAAUAUUAGCGAAAGGUCGUGGAAAGCGAACAGCUGUAAUUGAAUCGAAAUUACGUACGGAACAUUCAUCUGAAGAAAAACGUAAAGAACAUCAAAAAGAAUUAGCCGCACAAUUAAAUGCUAAAGCAAAAGAACGUUUAGCAAAACAGUCAAGUGGUAAAGAGACAGAAAAAGUACGAAAAUCCACAGUAUCAUACAAAAAUAUCAAUUCAAUGCCGCGCGAACCUGAAGUUAAAGAGUUAAAACUUUACGUCGAUCGUAAAUAUGAAACUGUAAUCUUACCAAUAUUUGGUAUUCCAGUUCCAUAUCACAUCUCUACAAUAAAAAAUAUAUCACAAUCUGUGGAAGGUGAUUAUACAUAUUUACGUAUAAAUUUCUUUCAUCCUGGUGCAACCAUGGGUCGAAAUGAGGGUGGAAUGUAUCCUCAACCAGAUGCGACAUUCGUUAAAGAAGUCACAUAUCGUAGCACAAAUACUAAAGAACCCGGUGAAAUAUCUCCACCAUCUUCAAACCUAAACACAGCAUUUCGUUUAAUUAAGGAAGUACAAAAGAAAUUUAAAAAUCGUGAAGCUGAAGAACGGGAAAAAGAGGAUUUAGUUAAACAAGAUACUCUAAUCUUAUCUCAGAACAAGGGUAAUCCAAAGUUAAAAGAUUUAUACAUCCGACCCAACAUUGUUACAAAACGUAUGACUGGCUCUCUUGAAUCUCAUACAAAUGGUUUCCGUUACACAUCCGUGCGUGGUGAUAAAGUUGAUAUCCUCUACAAUAACAUUAAGAACGCCUUCUUCCAGCCAUGUGAAGGUGAAAUGAUAAUUUUACUCCAUUUCCACUUAAAACAUGCUAUCAUGUUUGGUAAAAAGAAGCAUUUGGACGUCCAAUUCUACACAGAAGUCGGAGAAAUUACCACAGAUUUAGGAAAACAUCAACACAUGCAUGAUCGCGACGAUUUGGCAGCAGAACAAUCGGAACGUGAGUUGCGGCAUAAAUUAACAACAGCAUUUAAGAGUUUUUGUGAAAAAGUUGAACAGAAACAAGAAAUCGAAUUUGAUACACCGUUUCGUGAACUUGGUUUUCCUGGAGUACCAUUUCGUAGUACAGUUUUAUUACAACCUACUAGUGGAUGUUUAGUCAAUUUAACUGAAUGGCCACCUUUUGUAAUCACCUUGGAAGAUGUUGAAUUGGUGCAUUUUGAACGUGUACAAUUUCACUUGAAAAAUUUCGAUAUGGUGUUCGUUUUUAAGGACUACCACAAAAAGGUCGCCAUGGUAAAUGCUAUACCCAUGACUAUGCUGGAUCAUGUCAAAGAAUGGCUGAAUUCCUGUGACAUUCGAUACUCUGAGGGUAUACAAUCGUUAAAUUGGACCAAAAUUAUGAAAACAAUUACCGACGAUCCUGAAGGAUUUUUCGAAAAUGAUGGUUGGACAUUCUUAGACCCAGAGAGUGACGAAGAAAAUGGCGCAAACGAUGAUGAUGAAGAUGAAGAAGACGAUGCUUAUGAACCAUCAGAUUUAGAUAGUAAUAUGGAUGAGAGUGAUGACGAUAGUGAAUAUUCCGAGGGAGAUACAGAGGGCGAUUCAGAAGACUCUGAAGAGGAGUUAGGUAGUGAUGAAGAAUCUGGUAAAGAUUGGUCCGAUUUGGAACGUGAAGCGGCUGAAGAAGAUAGGGAACGCCGAACUUAUGAAGAGGAAGGUGGUUAUGCUGGAGCUAAAUCUAAAACUUCAUCAAGUAGUCGACAUCGAGGAAGUAGCAGUUCGAAUCGACAUCAUUCAUCUUCAUCAAAUAAACAUUCGUCAAGUAAUAACAAGCAUUCAAGCUCGUCGCAUCAUAAAAGUAGUAAAUCGUCAAGUAAUGACAAACAUCAUAGUUCAUCAAAACACUCAUCUUCAAAUAGUAAACAUCAUUCAUCGUCAUCAUCUAAACAUAGUCCAUCAAAGAAUAAUAGUAGCAGUCGUGAUAAACAUCAUAAAAGUUCAUCAAGUGAUAAAAAACGAUCACGUGACCAUAGCGACGAUAGAAAUCACAAAAGUAAAAAAUCCAGGAGAUCAUAAAAAUUUUCGAAACUGGAAAUUAAAGUUCGAGUUUACACCACUCGAAAAUACACGAAACUUUUAAAUAGGGAACAGCAAAACCUAUUGGCGUUUUAUUAUUAUUAUUAUUAAUUAUUAAUUAGUGAUUGAACUAAUCGUUAAUACAGAAUGUCUCAAUAAAUCCGAUAUAUAAAUGAAGAAAAAUAAUUUACUUUUUAGCAAGUAAUAUUUUAUAAAUUGUGAAUUGUGACUCUGCAGGUAUGAAUCUGAAGAAAUAGUACAUUCCAAGGAAGCCUUCAUGAAGUCCUAUGGCUAAUAUUUUAUUUCAUAUUCAACCACCUGUAAAUUAUAUUUCGUACCAUAAUAAAAGAUAUUAAAAUGUUAUUA